CUUGGUUUAUUGGCUGUACUUUGAACUUUACAAUAAUUUUGUCUUGUGCAUAGAAAUGCUUUACAGAAUGAAUAUACAAGUAUUGAAAAAGUAAACGUUGAUCGAAUAAAUAACUAAGGCCAAGGUCAUCUCAGUCAGUGAUGUCGAAGAUGGCCUACUUCAUGCACACUUUGGGCGUCUCAGAGACGUCUGAUUUAAAUAGCAAGCAUGUUGAUCUCGUCCGUGUUUACAUUAAACAACACAUGAAAGUGUUAGUGUCAUGCUUCACGCAGUGUCCUGUAGUCUAUAGCGAAACACUUAGAGUUCACGAUUUUUUUAAAAUUAGAAUUUUUUAGGUGAAAUUUCCAAAAGUUUUGAAGAUAUAGUUAGAAUUGACGCAGUCUUCAAGAUUUCAAACCACAUGAUGUUGUAAAUAGGUGGUAGAUCUCUGGACAACGAGUUCGCCGCACAUGUGUACCCUAUGACCCUCAUCAUGCACCAAUGAUACAUAUUUCUGAAAUGAAUGCAAAAAGGAAAAUCCGGAAAAGAAAAGUUGAAGAAUCAUUGCUGCUUAACUCUGAACAAAGAGAGUCUGAUGAAAAGGAGAAUUUUGAAGCAAAAUUCAUUAAUGAAGAAAUAGGGCAAGGUGUAUUUGCCAAAAAAAAAUUUAUUGAAGGGGAGAUACUACUAGAAUAUAGGGGAGAACUCAUCGAAGGAGAUUUUGAUUCUGAAGAUGACACAUAUGUUUUUCAAUUACACUUUAAAAGAAAGCAAUUUUGCAUUGAUGCUACAGAAAACAGAUCAUUUGGAAGAUUACUAAAUGAUGAGCACAAAAAACCAAAUUGUAAAGCAACGAUAAUUGAAGAAGAUGGUAAACCCCAUGUAUAUUUUGUUGCUGUCAGAGACAUAAACACUGGGGAAGAACUACGAUAUAACUAUGGUCCAGGAAUUUAUAGUUGGAGAACCUCUAAAACGCGCCAAAGAUGCAAAAUAGGUGGAGACAAAGACUCUAAGCAAGGAUCCACCAACAAAGAUUCACACUCUACACGAGGAGCCACCACCAAAGAUUUAGACUCUCCAAGAGGAUCCACCACCAAAGGUUCACAUUCAGGCUCUCCGCGAGGAGUCACCACCAAAGAUUCAGACUCUAUGGGAGGAUCCACCACCAAAUAUUCACAUUCACACUCUACGCGAGGAUCCACCACCAAAGAUCCACACUCAGACUCUACACAAGGAGCCACCACCAAAGAUUCACACUCAGACUCUACACAAGGAGCCACCAUCAAAGAUUCACGCCAAGACUCUACACAAGGAGCCACCACCAAAGAUCCACACUCAGACUCUACACAAGGAUCCACCACCAAAGAUCCACACUCAGACUCUACACAAGGAGCCACCACCAAAGAUUCACACUCAGACUUUACACAAGGAGCCACCACCAAAGAUUCACACUCAGACUCUACACAAGGAGCCACCACCAAAGAUUCACACUCAGACUCUACACAAGGAGCCACCACCAAAGAUUCACACUCAGACUCUACACAAGGAUCCACCACCAAAGAUCCACACUCAGACUCUGCACAAGGAGCCACCAUCAAAGAUUCAAACCAAGACUCUGCACAAGGAGCCACUACCAAAGAUUCAGACUCUACAGGAGGAUGCACCACCAAAGAUUCAGACUCUCCGCAAGGAGCCACUACCAAAGGUUCACAUUCAGACUCUAUGCGAGGGGCCACCACCAAAGAUUCAGACUCUCCACGAGGAGCCAUCACCAAAGAUUCAGACUAUCCACGAGGAGCCACCACCAAAGAUUCAGACUCUCCGCGAGGAGCCACCACCAAAGAUUCAAACUAUCCACGAGGAGCCACCACCAAAGAUUCAGACUCUACACGAGGAGCCACCACCAAAGAUUUAGACUCAGACUAUAUGCAAGGAGCCACCACCAAAGAUUUAGACUCAGACUCUAUGCAAGGAGCCACCACCAAAGAUUUAGACUCAGAUUCUAUGCGAGGAGCCACAACCAAAGAUUUAGACUCAGACUCUAUGCGAGGAACCACCACUAAAAAGUCAGAGUCUACACGAGGAGCCACCACCAAAGAUUCACGCUUAGAAGGUAUAUAA
Molecule: messenger RNA, 2100 nt
Organism: Ostrea edulis (European flat oyster)
Lineage: Eukaryota; Metazoa; Mollusca; Bivalvia; Ostreida; Ostreidae
Exons: 5
Coding region: 481-2100 (539 amino acids)
Molecular function (GO): protein binding
Source: RefSeq, a predicted model, not a curated record